AAAGCAUUCUUAAUAGAUCAAAACAUGUCUGGACGAGGAAAUUUAUUACAUCUUUUUAAAAAGAAUGUGGGAUCUUCUGAAAUAUCUUUCUCAAGUGGAGAACAAACUAAAGAUAGUGGAUUGGACCCCGACCACUCUUUAUCAAGCGACGAUUAUCGAGGAGAGAUUAAUAAUAUUAAUUUAUCGGUACACAAACCAAAAUUUUCGAUUGACGGGGCACAGAACGUGCUAUCGCAUAAAAGCUUAAAUACUGCUCAUCUAAUGAAAAAUGCAUCAAAUUCCGAAAAUUUAAGUGAAGCUGAAACCAAUAAAGUAGGAAAUAUUAGAAAUACACAUAUCACAUUUUGUGAUGAUGACGAUGAAAUGAGUAUAAAAAACAAUUUAUUUUAUCCUACCACAACAAGUGGCUCAAAAGGGUCGUCCGUGAAUCUGUCAUCUAACUAUAUUAGACUGGAAUCUGACCCAAAUAAGGGCGUAUAUGUUUAUGAAGUACGUUUUAAUCCUUCUAUUGACUCCGUUCAUUUAAGAAUGAAAUACUUGAACGAACACAAAGAAAAGAUUGGAGGUACUACAACAUUUGAUGGUACGACUCUUUAUCUACCGAUUAAACUUGAAAAUGAAUUAACAACUUUUCUUUCAAAGAGUAUAAACAACACUGAAAUUGAACUGCGAAUUCUAUUUAAAAAAAAGGAGUCACUUAAAAAUUGCAUUCAACUAUAUAAUAUUUUAUUUGAUAGAGUUAUGAGAACAUUAAAUUUUGUCAAAUUUGAUCGAAAACAAUUUGACCCGUCAAAUCCUAAAGUUAUUCCUUCCGCUAAGCUUGAAGUCUGGCCAGGCUAUGUAACAGCAGUUGACGAAUUUGACGGAGGUCUGAUGCUGUGCUGUGAUGUAUCUCAUCGUUUACUCAGUCAAAAGACAGUACUGGAAAUGCUUAUUGAAAUAUAUCGACAGGAUAAAAGCAAAUAUCAAGAAAGUGCUAAAAAGGUUCUUCUUGGAAAUAUAAUUAUUACGCGUUAUAAUAACAAAAACUAUAGAAUUGAUGAUAUAUAUUUUGAUCAAAAUCCGCUUUCGGAAUUUGAGACAAGUUCGGGAUCUAUAAGCUAUGUGGAUUAUUACCAUAAACAUCACAAUAUAAACAUUAAAGACAUAAAGCAGCCCUUACUUUUGAGUCUAAAAAAACAAAGGGGUAGUGAAACAUUAAUAGCCGAGGAUAUACGAUUUUGUUUGGUUCCGGAGCUAUGCUACCUUACUGGUAUUCGUGACGAAAUCCGAGCGGAUAAUAGACUAAUGCGUGAGAUUGCAACGAUUACAAGAGUUUCGCCAAAUCAGCGAAUGGUUGCGCUUGAAAAAUUCUACAAUAAUGUAUCCAAAACCAGGGCUGCUCGAGAAAUUCUUGAAAAGUGGGGUUUGUCGUUAUUGAAUACUCAUAAUAGUCUAUUAGGCAGAAUUAUGGACUUAGAGAACAUAUAUUUUGCGAAAAAUAUAGUUUGCGCUGGACAGAAAGCUGAAUUUUCAAAAGAUGCACUAAAUAAUGAAAUUUUAAAUAUUGUUCAUAUGAGAAAUUGGAUUCUUAUACAUUUCAAAAAUGAUUCACGAGCUGUAAAAGCACUGAUCGACAAUAUGGACCGCUGUUGUAACGCGUUCGGAAUGCAUGUUUCAAAACCCAAAAUAAUUUCAUUGGAUAAGGAUCGUGCUGAUUUUUUUGUUAAUGCCUUGCGUCGAAAUAUUAACAAGGAUAGUCAAAUUGUGGUUUGCAUUUGUCCCAACAGCAGAGAAGACAGAUAUUCUGCCAUAAAGAAAAUUUGUUGUUCAGAACUGCCUAUACCAUCACAGGUUAUAAAUGCAAGAACUUUGUUUAAUGAAACAAAAAACCGUUCCAUUGUACAAAAAAUUAUUUUACAAAUGAAUUGCAAAAUGGGAGGAUCGCUUUGGAGAGUCAAAAUACCAUUUAAAAAUGUAAUGAUCUGUGGUAUUGAUUCAUAUCAUGACCCGAGCCAGAAAGGAAUUUCCGUUGCAGCAUUUGUGUCAUCAAUGGAUUCUUCAUAUACGCAGUGGUACAGUAAAGCAGUUCUUCAAACUAAACGAGAAGAAAUAGUCAAUGGACUUACUUCAUCUUUUGAAGCGGCACUUAGAUACUACAAAAUUAGAAAUGGGUAUUUUCCAGAAAGUGUUGUAAUAUAUAGAGAUGGUGUUGGAGAUGGACAGCUGAACUUAUGUGCCAAUUAUGAGAUUCCACAAUUUGAUGCAGUUUGUUCCAAUCAUAUAAAUAUUACAUAUAUAAUUGUGCAAAAACGCGUAAAUACUAGGUUCUUCUUGGAAAAUAAAUUGAAUUUUGACAACCCAUUACCAGGCACAGUGGUCGAUAAAUAUAUAACACGAAGAAAAAUGUUCGAUUUUUUCCUGGUUUCACAAAAUGUGGGGCAGGGAACUGUAAGCCCCACGCAUUUUGUUAUAUUACGGGACGAUGCAAAUUAUGGCCCUGAUAUCAUUCAAAAACUUAGCUACAAAUUGUGUUUCCUUUAUUAUAACUGGCCCGGUACUGUACGUGUUCCUGCUUGCUGCAUGUAUGCCCACAAAAUGGCCUAUCUUAUUGGACAAAACGUACAACGCGACACCGCUGAGAGCUUGUUGGACAAACUUUUUUAUUUAUAAAUCAAAAAUAUAUAUAACCGUUUAAGUGUUAACUAAUAAAUAAUACAACAAUAAUCCUAAAA
Scaptodrosophila lebanonensis is the source of this 2714-nucleotide messenger RNA. RefSeq names its product protein argonaute-3. Gene Ontology annotation, biological process: regulatory ncRNA-mediated gene silencing. The transcript has 8 exons. Gene Ontology annotation, molecular function: piRNA binding; protein binding. Gene Ontology annotation, cellular component: P granule. Bases 25 to 2652 code for a protein of 875 amino acids. The record is from RefSeq and is a predicted model, not a curated record. Lineage: Eukaryota; Metazoa; Arthropoda; Insecta; Diptera; Drosophilidae.